Dalotia coriaria is the source of this 1187-nucleotide messenger RNA. Its product is annotated as farnesol dehydrogenase-like. Bases 396 to 1100 code for a protein of 234 amino acids. Lineage: Eukaryota; Metazoa; Arthropoda; Insecta; Coleoptera; Staphylinidae. The record is from RefSeq and is a predicted model, not a curated record. Gene Ontology annotation, molecular function: oxidoreductase activity. The transcript has 3 exons.
AGUACUCGCAAUUUAAAAUGUCCUUCAAAACACAAUCAACAAUAUUUUUAAAACCUCAUAAAAUAAAAUGCAUAUGUGUAUAAUUCAUGCAUUUUUAUGAUUAAAUAAUUAGCAAAAUACGUUUUUAUAAUAUACUAGCUUUAACCCGCGGCUUCACUCGAGAAUAUCUAAAAUAAUGAAGUUGCUUCCGUACGCGUUUGUAGUCACAGAAGAAGUAACAAUGAAGUAGAAUGGCGGGAAGUUUAAAAUGGCCGAAAGUAUAGUCUAUGUAAGUAUAGUGUACAGUCUCCAUAGUGUAGUCAAUUGGAUUUGAUGUUGACGUAGCUGUCGGUAAUACAGUGUGAUAAUACAGUGUGAUGGUACUAUAGUACUUAGGUUUGAGCUUCAUUGCUGGAAUGUUAGAUGGCGUUAAAGUAGUCAAAUUGCCAGAUGAAGAGGUAGUGGGUCUUGCUCGUCGUGUAGAACGUAUCCAAAUCAACGCAUCAACCCUCUCUUCUCUCAACUACCCAGGAAAACUCCAUCCAUUCAAAUGUGACAUCCGGAAAGAAGAAGAUCUCUGCAAUGCAUUCACCUGGACAACAAAUAACAUCGGAGUAGUUCAUAUUUUAGUAAACAACGCAGGUGUAUGUCUUCCUACUAAUUUGAUCAAUGGAGACUCAGAAAUGUGGAAAGCUAUCUUAGAAACAAACAUAUUCGGACUCUGCGUGGCCCAGAGAGAAGCCUGUAAACUCAUGACUACCCACAAUAUAUCAGGACAUAUUGUCAAUAUUAAUAGUAUCGCUGGACAUGGGCAUUACUAUUUUCCAUCGACAAGUAUCUACGGAGCAACCAAACACGCAUUAACGAAUAUUUGUGAGAUGCUCCGGAGUGAAUUGACAGCUAAUAAAUCAAAAAUUAAGGUUACUAGUGUUAGUCCAGGUUUAGUCGAUACACAAUUAGUAACCGAAGAGUUUUCCUUACCUGGCGAAAUGGAACUCAUGGAAGGAGUCCCCUUGAUGGAAUGUAAAGACAUAGCUGAUGCAGUAGUUUAUGCUUUAAGCACAUCUCCAAGUGUUAUGAUCAAUGAAAUAACGCUGAGAGCAGUUGGAUCUCCCGUUUAAUUCCUUCAUAAACACUGCACUCGUAAUAAUAUUUGCGUAUUGUAUUUGGCUAGAGCAAUAAAAACAAACAAUAAAUAUUUAUAUUCA